Molecule: messenger RNA, 2440 nt
Organism: Pangasianodon hypophthalmus (striped catfish)
Lineage: Eukaryota; Metazoa; Chordata; Actinopteri; Siluriformes; Pangasiidae
Exons: 16
Coding region: 192-2063 (623 amino acids)
Biological process (GO): actin nucleation; cleavage furrow formation; actin filament polymerization
Cellular component (GO): cytoplasmic vesicle membrane; cell cortex
Molecular function (GO): actin binding
Source: RefSeq, a predicted model, not a curated record
CACCUGACUCACCUCAUUAACUAAUUAAGAAGUCAGGUGAUUAAACGAGAGUGCUGGAGGAGAGAAACAGAUCUCAUGAUAAAGGCUGAAGAAGACUGGAGAAGCCUGUAUUUCAGUAGUUGUAAUUAAUCCACAGUUUCUAUACGGGUCUGAAAUUAAGAUUAUUGCUAGUUAUUGAUGAGCUGAAGGUGAUGGAGCAGGCUGUGUUUCCGUCAAGCCGCUGUCAGCUCUCUCUGAGGAACAUCCUCUCCGUACACGAGCAGCCGGUGUGUGAGGAGCAGGCCUGGGCGCUUUGCUAUCAGCUCUGCUCACUGCUGGAGAGGAACUUCAGUCUGGAAGAUGGUCAGAUUUACAGCUCGUGGAAAAGUUUCAGGCUCCCGGGACCGGAGGGGAUUUUCCUCUCCCCGGAUGGCAACAUCUCUCUGCGAAUAGAGCACGGCAAAGUGGAACACCAGUUUGUAAUCGAGACCGAGGCUCAGACGGUAGACUACGUGGGUCGUCUGAUGUACUCGUGCCUGGACUGGGGCCUCGGUGCAGACGUAGAGCGAGAGCUGGACGAGACGCUGGAGCUGCUGGUGGAUCAGAUGACCAAGGUGGACAUCAGACUGGGUGCUGAACGCUGUCUCCAGCCCAUAUGCACCAUCUCCGAGGUCCUGCAGGUUUGUGAAGAGCGCCUUUAUAACCCGAGACAGGCGACUCAGCAUUACAGGAGUGUGUGUGCUACGCUUUACUCGCACACCAUCGAGCUGUGCAACUAUCUGCAGAUCAUCGAGCAAACCCAGGAGAGUCUGCAGAAACUGAUCAUGGAAUCGGAGAACAAUCUGGUGCCGGAUAUGACGACUAACUGGGAGUUCACGUGGAAGCACCUGAUGGACGAGUUGAGCAGAGGUGUUGUCCUGCGCCCUCCGAGGGACAAACUGAACGCCGGCGUCCCUCUGCCAGUCGACGUGUCUCCUUUUAGCCAACUCCUGCAGGACAUCCAGCUCAGACGCUACACACUGCGCAAAGUGAAGGCGUUGGAGAACGCUCGUGGAGGGCGAGGAGCUGAUCCUCAUCAAACGCUGCUGGACAUUAUACGGGCGGGGCCUAAACUGCGGCCGGUCUCGGAGAGAAAACUGAAACCCAGAGUCCAGAACCUGAAACACGAGGUCAGUCUGCAUGAGCUGCUGAUGCAGGAGAUCCGCUCCACUGACCCAGGGAAGCUCCUGUCCUCGUGUCAAAAGAGACGGCCAUGCAAAGAAACAGUAAGUGGAUCUCUGUCUCUCAGCACGUCGCCUGUGAAGUCCCUGACGUCUGUCUAUGAAGAUACAAACGAAGACAUGUCCUUCUUUCUGAACGCAGCUCACAGCUCCAGCCAGGAGGGGGCACCAUGCCGAGAAACAACUUGUAAAGAUGGUUCUGCUCCACAAGAGGACAGUUAUACAGCAGGUUCAUCUGUGAAGAAUCUGAGCUUCUCUCCCGCUCUCUCCUCCACACCACUGAGUCUGUCUGAAGAGUGCAGGCUUUUCCGAGGAAAACGGCGUGCGCGGUCCUUGCCCAGCAACCUGGAGGUCCGCCAGCUCCCACUGCAGAACAAAGUUUCUGUUCCCACAACGAUUGCUGAUGUCAUCAAAACACACUACAGGAAGGAGGGGAAGUCGUCGUGUGAUGCGUACGGGAACUGGCGGAUCUGUUCAUGUUGUGCAAAGAGAAGUUUGUAUUUCACCUGGCACAACUUCUGUUCUCUAUGCAGUAGGGUUGUGUGUCCAGAGUGCUGUUUAGAGCUGCGUCUACCCUUUAAAUGGUGCAUCAACCUUCCCAUAAGCUUCUUCAAGAAGAUUGUGUUGAAAAAAGAAUCUGAGGAAAGUCAGAGACACUUCUGGAACGAGCGAUGGUCGUGGGAUCCAUCCCGGGUUCCUCUGGUUCUGGCGUCGUCUCGCAUAUCCGGUUCUGUCGCUCCUCACACUCUGGCUAUGAGAGACUGGCAUAAUCAGGACAUGUGUGUUGGAUGUCAGGGGCUUCUCCUGGAGGCGUGCGACUCGCCAGCGCCACCUUUCACGAUUAAAGCUCCUCAGGAGAUAUAAAUGAUGUGUCUUCCUUUCUCUCCUCCACCUCCUUGAUUCUUCUAGUGUUUUAUUUGUACAUUAACAAAGAAUAUUGCAAAUGCAGGACACUGUGUUGUAUCUAUUAGCUGUUGUGUGUUUGUGGGUUUUUUUCCCUUUCCACGUCCGAUGUUGGCGCUUUUAAGCCCUUUUCAGCACUGUUCCUUUAGCCACCUGUCACUGUGGAGGUGUGCGUGUGUGUCUUGUUGUGUGUGUUUAUUUAUUUAUUUUUCUUGUUAUUCUGGGCUGCUAAGGCACAGUGGCAUUCAAUAUCAACAGUGUCCUCAUUGUACAGAAUAUUUAACAUUUUUAUAACAUUUUUACAUAUCAGAAUGGAAAUAAAUUUGACUUUUUUCAUA